UGGCGUUUGGCGGUGGGAACGUGACGCCCCCAAGACAGCGAGCAUCCAACCUUCAGCCUCGACACCAAACUACGUACCUACAUCCACUGCCUCGUUUCCCAUGACAAGCCAUAACUAUCAACAAAAUCCCGUCGACAAGCCAUAAACCAUCGCCGGUCUAUUUAGUACCACAACAAUAUCCACUCGGAAUCAGAAUACACAUACGCGACGCAUUUACCCAACCAUCACAUCCACUUGCCGCCCGCGAUAGCUUCAACAACCACCUAGAAGCUAAAACAACAAACGAACCUCGACGUGCGGCAACCCCAGAUUAUCACCACCACAACACCACAACCAGACACCACAACCGCCCAACAUGGCAGAACGACAACUCACCCAAAUCCUCACCCAACUCCAGACCUCCGCCUCCUCCCUCUCCUACACCGACUCCUCCGCCCUCCUCUCCAAAGCCAAGCUCUUGCUCCUCCAACUCAACGCGCUGACCCCGACCGCGCCCGGCUCCGCUUCCAACCCCUCCCUCUUCUCUCUCGCCCGCCAAGUCUACGAGCAAGGUGCCCUGGCCUCGAUCCGCGCCAAGAACCCCGACGCCUUUUUGCGCUACGUCAGCCAGCUCCAAGGGUUCUACGAGCUCGAGAGUACUGUCGGUACCGGUGCCGCUGGUGGCAGGAUUGCCGGUGCGGACGCAAACAGGGAGGAGAAGAACAAGGUCACGGGCUUGUAUCUGCUGCUGCUGUUGACGCAGGGACAGUAUGCCGAGUUCCAUAGCGAGCUGGAGGCGCUGAGCACGAGGCUGGGUGGCGCGACGCGCGAGCUGGAGGCGGAUAGAUAUCUCGGGUAUCCCAUCAAGCUGGAGAGGUGGCUGAUGGAGGGGAGCUAUGAUCGUGUGUGGAAGGCAAUGAAGAAGGGCGAGGUUCCUUGUGAGGAGUAUGGAGUUUUUUCCGAGAUCCUCACUUUCCAAAUCCGCUCCGAAAUCGCCUCCUCCUCCGAGCGCGCCUACCCCUCGCUUCCCAUCUCCUCCACCAAGUCGCUCCUCUUCCUCGAGUCCGAGGGCGAAGUGGUCGAGUUCGCCCGCUCCCGCGGCUGGGUACUCAAGGACGGCCACAUCUACUUCCCGUCUGCUGAGCCGACGACGGAGGAGGCCGGUGCCGAGCAGGAGAAGCCCUUCAGCCGGUUGAUCAUUGAGAAUACGCUGGGCUAUGCUAGGGAGUUGGAGACGAUCGUCUAAACAGUAGAAAAACAACAAAGUGGCUGGCCGGUGUGGUAUGGGUUGGGUUGGGUUGGUUUAUGCAAGCGUUCUUAAACGAUGGUCCUUAGAGAUCUAGCUACAUAGGCAGAACAGAGGCCACGUACAGAUACACUACUUAACAUUGUGUUCCAUGUGUCGCCUAUAUGUAUACAAAAACAUGAUACAUAAUAUUACGGCUUGCGUCUGGCAUGGUAUUAUCUAACUGACAAUUCAUGCGACCACGACUUUCUGUUCGGAUUAUAGCACACGAACUUACUUGGUAGCAGGCAGUAAUUGUUAUGCAACAGGCGCGUC
Molecule: messenger RNA, 1540 nt
Organism: Neurospora crassa OR74A
Lineage: Eukaryota; Fungi; Ascomycota; Sordariomycetes; Sordariales; Sordariaceae
Gene: rpn-12
Product: 26S proteasome non-ATPase regulatory subunit 8
Exons: 2
Coding region: 356-1225 (289 amino acids)
Biological process (GO): proteasome-mediated ubiquitin-dependent protein catabolic process
Cellular component (GO): proteasome regulatory particle, lid subcomplex; proteasome regulatory particle; nucleus
Source: RefSeq, a predicted model, not a curated record